Capsicum annuum is the source of this 1647-nucleotide messenger RNA. RefSeq lists its product as uncharacterized. The record is from RefSeq and is a predicted model, not a curated record. Bases 121 to 603 code for a protein of 160 amino acids. Lineage: Eukaryota; Viridiplantae; Streptophyta; Magnoliopsida; Solanales; Solanaceae. The transcript has a single exon.
AGAGAAUUAAUCUACAUGUGGCCAACUGGCCAAAGCAAUCAAACACUAACAAGUCAUUACACCAUGAACUAACCAUCUAUAAACCAUAGAUUAUUUUUUUUCAAUAUUCAAGAAAUACCUAUGCCUUUAUCAACCAUUUUCUUGUUCUUCCUCUUCUUUUCUACUGUAGUUUCAGCCACUGAGAAGACAUCUGUUUAUGAUGAGGUUCAACACUAUGACUUCCCAAUUGGCAUUCUUCCUAAAGGGGUGAUAGGCUAUGAGUUGAACUCGAAAACCGGUGAGUUCUCGGUGUAUCUCAAUGGCUCAUGCAGGUUCAUGUUAGGUUCAUAUGAGCUAUAUUACGAGCCUGUGAUAAAUGGAAUUAUAUCCAAAGGAAGGCUUAGGAAAGUAAGUGGUGUUAGUGUUAAGGUUGUAUUGUUAUGGUGGCUUAACAUUGUUGAGGUCAGGAGGAGUGGUGACAAUCUCCAAUUCUCAGUUGGAUUUACUUCUGCAAAUUUUCCUAUUAGGAGCUUUGAGAAAUGCCCUCGUUGUGAAUGUGGAUUGAAUUGUGCUCACGAGUAUGACGGGGAGCUCAGGGAAAAGCUCCCCGUGUCUUCCUCGUAGAGUCCAGUAAUGGUGUAUGCAGAAUUUUAUGCAAGCAGUGUCGGUUUAUUGUUACAACUGUGAGUUUGGGGCUUAGGGGUUAGAACUUCACUUUCUAUUCAAAAAUUAAUGUCUACUUUAUACUAUUUUUCAAGCAAUGCUUACCUCAUAGAAAAUGUGCAUAUUGUAAUAUUUGUCACCAUAUUGGAUAAGUGUGCGCUAUACCUUCAUAAAGUAGGGGCAUAUACAUCACCCUCUUAUGACCCCACCUGUGAGACGAUUACACUAGAUAUUGUUGUCGAUUGGACAUGUAUUUGUUGUUUCUGAAAAAUGAAAUUAUUUGCACAUAUACAAACAUGUAUACACUCAUGUCUUCGACAUGAAAACACGAUGCCGUAACCACGGGACACGAAAGGGAUCAAAAAGUCAUUCUUUAUAUACCUCGGCCGAGAGAAUAGAUGUGAUUCAUUUUGUUUCUAUUCACAAUUCAAGAAUUGAUCUAUGUACGUGUUAGCAAUUUCUGAUGUGAAUUCAGCUCGUACUCCGUCAUUACAAGUUACCCCCACUAACCCAUUGAUACACCAACCACAACUCUUCUCUUUCUCUGACAUACCUCGCAAAAUUCGGUCUUCAUGUCUAGGUGUUCGUGAGCAGAACAAGACUCGAAAAACUCUUCAAGACCAAAAUAACAGUGUGUCAUCGUAGAAGAACUGUAGACACAUACCAGAGAUACUUUUGUCAGGCAAGGGACAUUCUUUAUACAGAUUGAACGUAUACUUCCCGUGAAAUCAAAGGAUCUCAUUAUGGGCCAUUAAUUUCAACUGUGUCUAAAAUUUCUGUAUUUUUUAGCACCAACUGCUCAAGCAACGGACAACCAGAUUUUAACCCUUCAAGCAAUUGAGAAGAAAUUGUGACUUCACAUAAUUCCAGGCUAAUUAACCUAUCAAAUUCGUUAAAGAAUGAUGAGGAUGUAGAAAGCAAAUCUUGAAGAGUUAGAUGCCUCAGUUUUGAAGAUGUGAAAAGUGAAAAAAAGUCAUUUUGUAUGGCUUAUCCCAGGGAAAAUGA